UAGGGGACGUUUGGUGGGGAGCACAAAACAACAAGAAGAAAAAAUACACAUAUUUUUUUUUAUUAACAGACAUUUUUUUAAUGCCGAAUAAAAGUGAAUCAGAGAACUUGAUUAGUCGAGCACAGCAACUUCAAUUUAAAACAUUUCAAUGAAAGAAACCUAUAAAUAAAAAUAACCAAGAAAAAUUUAAUAAAUAAAUGGUAAAAAUUGUGUGCGUGGUACAGAAACAAAUUAUUAAAAUAAAUUGCGAAAAAAGAAAUAUUAAAACGAAGUUACAAAAUAGUUUUACAGUUUUUUUUUAUAAAAUUCGCGGAAAUAUUGAGGGAAAAGAAUUUGGAGCAGAUUCAUUUACGGCAACAUAAAGAAACAAGAUUUACGUUUGUGUAAAAAAAAAAUAUAAGCAAAAAAAGAAAAAAUUGUGAUUAUUAUACAUAAAUUUUAAUUUGAAGAGCAAUUAAAAGUUUUAAAAAUUUGUAUUUAUUUAAAUUAUUAAUUUAACGCAAAAAAGUCGUGUCAAUUCAACUGCAACAAUGGAGGAUUUAGAUGCAUUACUAGCCGAUUUGCAAAAUAGUGUGCCUGGUCAUCAACCUCAACAGCAGCCUCACUAUACAACUACAAAUACAGUGACAUCGGUUCAACAACAACGUCAAGUACCGCAGCCACUACAUCAUCAACAUCAACAACAGCAACACAAUUAUAUUGAAUCUUCAUCUGGCUACGGCAGUCUUCGGGGCAAAGCUCCUCCACCAUCACAGCCUAUCUAUCAAGAGCAUUACUCAGAAACACGCACAUCAGUAUCGCCAUCUGCUGGGCCACCUCAUCAUUUGGGUGGUUAUAAUGGCAUCGGCAAUAACACUUCUAGUCAAUAUCAAAAUCAAGGAGCCAUACCUCGCCAACAAUACAAUGGUGGCACAAAUGUUGGUGGUAUGGGUCCAUCAGCCGCAUCAUUACAUCAGCAGCAAUUGAAUACGGCUAGUAAUUUGUCGGAAUUGGAUUCAUUGCUGCAAGACUUGAGCAGUGCCCGGUACAAUGGCAAUGGUUAUGAUAGAAAAGAUAAUUCAGGUCCAUCUGGUUUUCAUAGUACGCCAUCAUCUAAAUACAAUACUUACAAUAGUUAUGCUUCUGUCGAAGAACGUCCAACUGUAGAUAGUUUACUAAAUGAAAUGGAUAAUGCCUCUCUAUAUGCUGUACCCAAUGGAGCACGUACUAAAUCACCAACUCCUGGCCGUCAUGUCACCAUUACUGUACGUGAAACUAAAACCGAAAAUCUUGCUGGCCCUGAAGGACCAGUGAGACAAAUGGAAGAGAAAAUUGUUAAACAAAAGGACUCUUUUACACCAAAUAAUGCAGCCCAUCAAGCCUAUGCUUCAUCUGCAACUAAAGAAUUGGAUGAUUUAAUGGCUUCACUGUCGGAUCUUAAGGUGAACAACGGUUCGAAUCAUUAUCAUCAAACGAUAACUGAUUACGCUAAACCCAACAAGGGCACUUCACAUUUGACUCAGACUAUAACUGAGACAACAACUUCUACGCUCGUGGAAGAUAAUCAACCAGAUCAAUUGGAUUCUAUGCUCGGCAGUUUACAAGCCAAUAUGAAUCGUCAAGGUGUCAAUACUGUACAAAAGGGCUGCUGCAACGCCUGUGAGAAACCCAUUGUAGGACAAGUUAUUACCGCUUUGGGCAAGACCUGGCAUCCAGAGCACUUCACUUGCAAUCACUGCAACCAAGAAUUGGGCACACGCAACUUCUUUGAACGCGAUGGCUUCCCCUACUGUGAACCCGAUUACCACAAUCUCUUCAGUCCUCGCUGUGCCUACUGCAAUGGUGCCAUUUUGGAUAAAUGUGUAACUGCUUUGGAUAAGACCUGGCACACAGAGCAUUUCUUCUGUGCCCAGUGUGGCCAACAAUUCGGUGAAGAUGGCUUCCAUGAACGUGAUGGCAAACCCUAUUGCCGCAACGAUUACUUUGAAAUGUUUGCACCCAAGUGCAAUGGCUGCAAUCGUGCCAUUAUGGAAAAUUACAUUUCUGCCUUGAACUCUCAAUGGCAUCCCGAUUGCUUUGUCUGCAGGGAUUGCCGACAACCCUUCCAUGGCGGUUCAUUCUUCGAUCACGAAGGCUUGCCCUACUGUGAGACUCAUUACCAUGCCAAACGUGGUUCAUUGUGCGCUGGCUGUUCGAAACCCAUUACGGGUCGCUGUAUUACAGCCAUGUUUAAGAAAUUCCAUCCGGAACAUUUUGUCUGUGCCUUCUGUUUGAAACAAUUGAAUAAGGGCACAUUCAAGGAACAAAACGAUAAACCCUACUGCCACACUUGCUUCGAAAAGAUUUUUGGUUAACACGACUCCACAGAGCGAAAAAUGCCACACAUCUGGAAAACAACAAUUCUAAAGAAAUAAAAUUUUUUAAAAAAAAAGAUGUGUAAAUUUAAACAACAAAAAUGAUAUAUAUAUAUUUAUGUUACUCUGAAUUAAACAGGCACAAUACAAUUAAGGUUUUAUUAUGAUUUCUGUUAUUUGAAUCCUUAUAAAAAAAACACCAACAAACACAACACAGUAACAACAAUAAAAAAAACUACACUAAAGUGUAUUAUUUAACUUUUUAGAAUUUUAAGUUUAAAACAAAUGCAAAAAAAAAUCUAUAAAUAUUUACACAAUCACCCACAUAUUUUAGAAUGCCUUUUUUAUAACAUUGUAUGUAUGUUUGAUAAUCUGUGUAUCCUUUUUAGCCAGGAUAUUAACCCCUCAACUUCAACUAUUACUUGCUAAUCUUAUUAUUACAAUUAUUUUUAUACUGUAUUUUAUUUUUGUAAUUUUUCAAUGUUUUUUGUAAUUUGCCGUUAUAUUAAAGUUAAAUUUAGAAAGUUUCAUUUUAGUUUUGGUAAUUUUCUAUUCCAUUUUGUGCCAAUCAUUAUUAAGCAGAAUAUUUAGUUAUUUUUUUAAAUAAAAUUAUAUAUUUAAAUACAUAGUUCUCUUUUUUAAGGAUUUUUGUUAAUGAAACCAUUAUUUUUUUCUAUAGUUAAAAGUUUAUUAAAAGCCGCCUUCAAUAAGAUAUAUAUUUUUUUUUAAUUUUCUUCUAAAAUGAAUUGCAAUUUUUUAUAUAAAUUUUUUUAUGAAUUAAUUAUACAUAUAUUUUUUUAUUAUCACAAAAGAAAUGCAUUUUAUGCAAUAACAAAUUUGUUAAAAAACAACAUGAAAAAUUAUAGCUUUUCAAUUAUUAAUAUGUAAUUAAACUUUAAAAACGAUAAAUUGAACUAAUGACGAAUAAAUAAAUUUAAUAAUGACCGGAUUCAAAA
Molecule: messenger RNA, 3289 nt
Organism: Calliphora vicina (urban bluebottle blowfly)
Lineage: Eukaryota; Metazoa; Arthropoda; Insecta; Diptera; Calliphoridae
Gene: Pax
Product: Paxillin
Exons: 9
Coding region: 531-2333 (600 amino acids)
Biological process (GO): heart development; actin cytoskeleton organization; muscle structure development
Cellular component (GO): stress fiber; adherens junction; filamentous actin
Molecular function (GO): muscle alpha-actinin binding; actin binding
Source: RefSeq, a predicted model, not a curated record